CGACCGCGGUAUCUGUCUUGGGAUGAUUAUUUCAUGUCGGUGGCGUUUCUGAGCGCGCAGCGGUCGAAGGAUCCGAAUAAACAAGUCGGCGCGUGCAUCGUGGGGAAGGAUAAGCUGAUCUUAGGCGUGGGGUAUAACGGAUUUCCUCGCGGAUGCCCCGAUAACGCGCUGCCGUGGAGUAAAAAGAGCGCGAACGACGAUCCGUUGGAGACCAAGUACGCGUACGUGUGCCACGCGGAGAUGAACGCGAUUAUGAACAAGAACUCCGCCUCCGUCGCCGGUGGAUCGCUGUUCGUGACGAUGUAUCCGUGCAACGAAUGCGCGAAAUUGGUGAUCCAGGCUGGGAUCAAGGAGGUGGUGUACUACGAAGGGAAA
Ostreococcus lucimarinus CCE9901 is the source of this 375-nucleotide messenger RNA. RefSeq lists its product with no specific name. The record is from RefSeq and is a predicted model, not a curated record. Gene Ontology annotation, molecular function: dCMP deaminase activity; zinc ion binding. Gene Ontology annotation, biological process: pyrimidine nucleotide metabolic process. The annotation marks the transcript as partial. Lineage: Eukaryota; Viridiplantae; Chlorophyta; Mamiellophyceae; Mamiellales; Bathycoccaceae. The transcript has a single exon.